AUGAAGCAUUUGGAGAAGCAGAAGGAGUUACUCAAGGAAGCUCAUAAGACCAUGUCACAAGAACUCCAAACACUCAUGGUGGAAGAAAAGAUGAUGAUGCAUAAACUCUAUGAGAUAUUGAGUACCGAUCGUAAAAAUAAGAAGAAAAGGAAAGAAACUCAAAAUGUGUUGGAAGGAAACGAAAUAAUUGAAGUUUCUUCCCCACCAACCUUGAGUAGUGGUGAAUCUGGUGAUGAAGAAAAACAUUGA
Thlaspi arvense is the source of this 249-nucleotide messenger RNA. The record is from the annotation of a GenBank genome assembly. Lineage: Eukaryota; Viridiplantae; Streptophyta; Magnoliopsida; Brassicales; Brassicaceae.